Messenger RNA from Pecten maximus, 5294 nucleotides. RefSeq names its product baculoviral IAP repeat-containing protein 2-like. NCBI's taxonomy places the organism in Eukaryota, Metazoa, Mollusca, Bivalvia, Pectinida, Pectinidae. Gene Ontology annotation, biological process: regulation of cell cycle. Gene Ontology annotation, cellular component: cytoplasm; nucleus; spindle microtubule. Bases 298 to 1389 code for a protein of 363 amino acids. The record is from RefSeq and is a predicted model, not a curated record. The transcript is spliced from 7 exons.
ACCUUCCUCCAUGGGCAGUACGUUGAGAGAGAAGGAGCUUACAAACGAUGAAUUCCAUUUAUUUAUUGACUGUAUUUACUUAAAAUGUAUAUGAUAAGGGAUAUAAACUAUGUUCAUCUUUCAUUUUUGGAUGGAAAUGAUAAACUUUUUUCUGUAAUGAUAAGUUUCAAGAAAUCAUCACUAUGCAGCAAUUGUUUUGGAAAAUCAAAAGAAAGAAUAGUAUGAACUAAAACUCCAGGAAUACCAAUCAGAUUAUCCUCCUUUUGGAAGAUUCAUUAUUGUAAAUGAUACCUUACAAUGAACGGAAGACUUGGAAAUGAUAUUGACCUUGACACCGAUCAUGCACCUGUACGUAGGGAAGGUUUUGAUGAACCUGCAACAACCUUUCACCAAAGGAACGGAUUUGACAGUGAGAAUCGAAAUGGAGAAUCAAUACCCAGGAUAGACAAUUGUCCACCGUCUGUGGUGAAUGCUGCCCAUGUUUUAAAUCAUGCGCCACAGCCAGUUAAUGUAAAUGAUACCGGUGUUUCUUUUGAUCGGCCAAAAUACAUCCAGUAUGCUAUCCGUGUAUCAAGACUUAAAACAUAUAAUAAAUGGUCAGAUUCACAUUUUCUGAAAUCAAAUGACCUUUCUGAAGCGGGUUUCUUCUAUUCUGAAAAAGGAGAUACUGUAGUGUGCUAUUAUUGUGGACUAGCUUUGAAUUCAUGGGAAUCUGGUGAUAGACCAUGGACAGAACACGCUCGCUGGUCUCCAAACUGUACACAUGUCCUAAACAUACUGGGACCUAAUUUUAUCAAGGAAACCCUGGGAUGUGAUGGAGACGUGAAUAAGAUGCAGGCUGUAGAUGACAAAUACCGAAACAGAAGGCAGCAUCCGACAGAUCUACAAACAGAUUCAGAAAAAGGGGCCGCAGCCAAGAAGGAACCUGAAUUCUAUGAGGACAUGAUGCAGAGACCUUCUGUACAGAGUAUAUUAGAAAUGAAUAUUGAACAAGUUAAAGUCCGAGAUGCCAUCCGUAUUCUCAUCCAUAGAAAAAAAACUGACGAGUUCUCAGCAGUUGAUUUGAUGCAGGUAGUGUUUGAUAUUGAUGAUGGAAAUUUAACAAAUGAUGACAAUGAUGCCUUAAAAGGAGAAGUCAAGAAAAGUGAGGCCGAUGUUGCUGUCAAUGGGCCAUGUUUACAUGAAGAUUCCACAAAGUCUGACAUUUUAAAAGAAAAUGAUGCUCUCCGAGUCCAGCUGACUUGCAAGGUCUGUCUCCAGGCUCCAGUUUCAAUAGUGUUUUUACCGUGUGGACAUUUAAGCUGUUGUGCAGAAUGUGCCCCUGCAUUGAAGAAUUGUCCAAUUUGUCGCUCAAACAUAAAAGGGAGUGUAAAAACAUUUCUAACAUAAAUGGCUGAAAAAAUUGUUUUCAACAUUCAUUGAUGUAUAAAUUACAUUACUCUCUACAGCAAUGCACCAGUUAACUGCAAUGCUUUGAUCAUUUAAUGCAAACAUAUGUUUCUGUAUGAAGAAGUAUAUCAGUCAAUUUACAUAAGCUAUACUGUGAUAUAGUACAUCAGUAUGUACACAAUUUGAUUAAAGGCAAAUCAGCUCAAAUGUGCAAUGACAUGUAGGGUGGUGCUGUACGUAUCAAUCAUGACAUGAUAUUUGUAGGAUAUAUUUCCUUUACACAGUGAUCAGAUUUGAAUUGUUGAGCGGAUUCUUACAGAAGUUUGCAAACAAAAUUUGUUUCAUACCCCGAUGAAACUAAAAAAAAAUUGACAUCAACGCUUAUAAUUAAUUUUUGAAAAUGAUUUUCUAAUUUAAAACAUGUUUUAUGUACAAUUUUACUGGUUUUAAAUGGGAUUCUUUUUUCUCAAAUCAAUACGCAACGUCAAUUGUCGUAUUGUGACGUCACAUUUUUCGCGCCAUUCUCAGAAUUUUUUUCAUAGAAGAAUGAAAAGAAUUUUUCGACCAAUCACAUUUAAGUAUAAAGUAUCAGUUAAGUAUGAAGGUCUAGAUAUAUUAUUAGAUGCAUUAUUUAUUCCCUUUAGACUAAAUAAAAAAACAAUGCUUUUUGGUAAAUAUGAUGGUGAUUAUAAAAAUCCAUCCUUUAAAGUAGAUAAUCAAAUUAUUUUGAUUAUAAAACAAUACAUAUACAGAAACAGAUGUCUGCAUAAAUCUUUAAAUAUCAACUCUUUACUCUAUUGUAUCUAUGAUCAUUAUAAAGUCAGAAAAUUUUGUAGCUCUAAAAAAGGGGAAAAAGAAAAAAACAAAUGUUUGGCUGAAUGGAGAAAAUGGGAUAAACUUUUGCAGAUUAUGGAAUAAUACUUUUUUAAUCUGUUUUAUUGACUUAUACAUUACACAUUUAUUUGUAUUAAAUAUUAAUAAUCGCAUACAUGUGGUACCUUCUUCUUUUGCUGGAAUCCCAGUGUCUGACAAUUGCAGUAAAUAUAUAUAAUUGAGUUAAUCUACAUUUUUAGUAACAAGUCUACCAUCCAGUCCUUUCCUCUUUUGGCAUAAAUUGUGUAAAGUAUGAUAUUUUUUUUUUUUUUUUUUCUUUUGUACUAUCUUUGAAUAAAAAUACUUUAAAAUAUUACAAAGUACUCCCUUCCUUUUCUUCUCCUUCCUUUCUUUCUUCCACUUUUCAUCCUUCUUCUCUUCCUUCUCCUUCCUUUCCUCUUCUUUAUGUAUGUCUGUAUAUGUCUAUAUGGAUUUUUGUCGUUUUGUUCAAGAUUAAAUAAUAUAAAUGUUAUGAUUUGUAUCCUGUCCACGUGUAUCUGUGUUUGUUUUUAUCUUAUACCAUUGAUGUUAGGUGUGUAUGUUUGUUAGGGUGAGAGGGUGAAACCAUAUGACGUUAAAUAUGAAAGGUUUUGGAAGAAUAUAUAGUGUGAAAGCUGAACAAUUGAGUGAAUAGAUGCAAUAUACAUUAAUUUGAAUGUCAAAAAGAUAGAAUGUAGAGUGAGUGAGUGAGUAAGUAUGUAAAUGUUUCCGAAGUAAAAUAUAUAUAUGUACCUAUGUAUAAUAUGCCUUGGAAAAAUAAAACAAAUAUAAAAAAAAAAAUAAAGUAUCAAAAUGUAACGAAAAAACCCCCAGAUAAUACCAUUUUAAUUACUUCAUAACAAAUACCGAUGAUUGUCAGUGUGAAUUUAAUAUUAUAUUAACCAGUCACCCAUAACAACGCCCACUCCGGAUAUCAAUAAUUAGGUGAAUCCAAUAAUUAUUGUAAGUCGACACCUCUAAAGCGUUCAUAAUAAAACUUGUGUGCUUACCAAGCGAUUGAAGAUAUAGAGCAGGAUCCAUGUUGAGGUAAUACUAAUCAACAUAUACCUACAUACUUUCUUUGAUAAUUUAUUUUUUGUUUCAUUUUCAUGUACAAUAUAUAUCAACUAUUUUUCAAUUCAUUUUCAUGAACAAUAUAUAUCAACACACAAAUGUAAAAAAAAUUAUACAUCAUCUCACUCUUAUAACUAGCAAUCGAAUUGCCAUAGUAUAUCAAUCUAGAAGAUACUAAACAUCAUCAUCAUCAUCGUCAUCAUCAUCAUCAUCAUAUCAUCAUCAUCAUCAUCAUCAUCAUCAGGCAAGAUACCUUUAAGAUCCACACCAUCAUUAUCAUAGUAGGGGUAAGUCCUAUUUUAUUUUCUGUCAAUGCGAACCAGAAGCAGACGCUUGUGGUUUUAUCAGCUGUAUCUGUUUCUACACAAAAAUAUAACUAUAAACCUUGUCAGAUAUAUUUUGUUGAAAUUGUGAAUCGCACUGAGUAUUAAUUUGGAAUACAUCGACAACUUGUUCCAGUUUUUUAAAUCUCGCCUUAUCUAUGGUCAGUGUCCGUUAGUCGGUCGUCCAUCCUUGCAUAACCUUUAAAUGGGUUUUUUUAUUAUCAUUCUAAAAACAUAGCAUUGCCCUAAUGGUCUAUGUAUUAAUACGUAUACCUAUUGAUAUAAAAAGAUGCAUUCAGUUGUUUAAUAAUCGAUAAAAUUGUGAUGGGUGAGUUUAUGUGCUGACCCUUAGAGGGCAUACAUGUAAUGUGUGCCUACAAAUCUAACAUUGCUUUAUCAGUUGUCGUUAUCUGUUUCUAUACAGAAAUCUUAAUGAUAGCUAUGAACCUAUAGAUCAGUCUUAAAUAAUGAGCUUGUAACUUAAUACAAGUAAAUAUUAGUAAAAAAGCUACCUGUCAAACACGGGUUCGAGUGAUGAGUUUGGUAUACCAAAUUGUAGUAAUUGUUAUAUACUUCGUUACAAUGUAUAUAUAUAUAUAAAUGUCGGGUGAUACUGAAAUUAUUACGAUAAUGUAAAGAAUAUAGAUAUGGGAAUAUUUCUUAUCUGCACAUGUAAUUAAGCACUCUGUGUAACAUUUUCUUACGACAAAGACAUACAGGUAUUCAUUAGCUGCAAGUUGAUAUGUAGAAAUCGGAGUUGUCCAUGUUUAUCCAGGACCUCUUGGUGUGAAGACAAACAUUUACUUUUGAGAUACGUUUAUUAAUUAUUGGGCAGUUGUUUACAUUUUAUUGUACCAUCCCAUAUAGAUGGUGACAUUUUAUUGUACCAUCCCAUAUAGAUGUUGACAUUUCUUUCGGCCUGUUUUGAGUAUCCCAGUUACAACACUUGAGGUCCUUAGCAUCACAGACGAGCCUGCGGUGAACCAACUAUUUGUUACAGUUGAAUUCUUCUUUGGCGUUACUCUAAUUGCUGCAGUGUGUAUUGAAAUGUGUUGAUAUAUUGUGUUUCCUUUGCUCUCGUACAACACUAGUAAAAUGAGGUCUUGUUUAUCUCUGACCAGUGAAGACAUGAAAUCUGCACUUUUUAAAGAUAUAAUAAGAAGAAAAGUUUCAGUCCGUGCUAGAUUCAUUUUGGUGAAAUGGAGAAUACGGAUAUUGAAGUGGUACCCAAAAGAAAAUAUAUACCCAGGGAAAGUGAUAUUGGUAGGUAUGAAUGUUUGACGAAGUGAUGUGUUGCAGUAGGAUAAAUAUGCGGAAAGUAAUGCAUAAAUGUUCAAAAACACAUUUGGGGAAACAUGGAAUCGGUAGAAGUGAGUAUAAAUAUGGAAUACAUCGACAACUUGUUCCAGUGUUUUAAAUCUCGCCUUAUCUAUGGUCAGUGGUCCGUUAGUCGCUCGUCCAUCCUUGAAGAACCUAUAUGUGUUUUAUUUUAAUUAUCUUACUGAAAACAUGUUACGACCCUAAUGGUCUAUGUAUUGAUACAUACUGAUAUACAAAAUAUUUUAUUGCAGUGCGUUAAGUUCGGGUGAGUUUGUGCUGACCCUUCUCAGAGGGCAUAUAUGUAAUUUAUGCGUAAUAAAAAAUAUUAAUAUUGUU